Molecule: messenger RNA, 3553 nt
Organism: Schistocerca cancellata (South American locust)
Lineage: Eukaryota; Metazoa; Arthropoda; Insecta; Orthoptera; Acrididae
Product: galactoside alpha-(1,2)-fucosyltransferase 2-like
Exons: 6
Coding region: 443-1612 (389 amino acids)
Biological process (GO): carbohydrate metabolic process
Cellular component (GO): membrane
Molecular function (GO): galactoside 2-alpha-L-fucosyltransferase activity
Source: RefSeq, a predicted model, not a curated record
GUCGUCGUCCGCGUGCUGAAGGCGGUGGCUGCGUGUCGGACCGCCGGCAACAGCUGCGCGCGUGCCUUCUCCUCGUCUGUUCCACAGCGCGAUCCAGCCGCAUUCUGGACACGCCAUUCAGUAGCGGAGGAGGGCCAGUGACUGCAGAUGAUCGAAUGGGCAAGGAUUGGCAGAUAUACAGCAACGACUUUGCCGCUUCAUAUGGUGAAGAGCGUGUAGCGCUCUAAGUGGGCGACACUGAAAACAGACAUGAGAAUACUAUCAACUGUGGUAGUGUAACUCGGCGAACAUUUUGGAUAUGAUUCUAUCAUUCAUUAGUGCGAAUGUUGAGAAUGUCGUGUAACUUGUGCUGACGUUCCAAGGCGCCUCGCACCGUGGUAGCUACCCCAGAGAUUCCCAAAGGCGGACGGUGAGGUGGGAGUGGAAUGUGACCGGGCGGCGCAUGCGCACGAGCCCGCGCGCGAUGGUCUCGAGACAGGCGCUGUUGGCGACGGUGGCGUCUGCGGCGCUGCUGGUCUACAUCUGCGCCUACUACGUGUCGGACACGCCCCCGCUGCCGGGACACCGGCUGCCGCGCGACGUGGUCUUCUGGCAGGACGAUGAGGCGGCGGCGAGGGAGCCGUACGUGUACCGCUUCUCGAGCUACAACGACCACUUCCCGGGCGUCGCGCUGGCCGAGGUGAGCGUGCAGUGCCUGCCGCGAGGCGCCGCCACCGUGCGCUCUGGCGGCCGCCUCGGGAACCUCAUCAUGGAGUUCGCCUCCCUGUGGACGGCUGCGCGCCUCUACAACCUCACCGCCUUCGUCCCGGCGCAGCUGCGCGGUCGCCUCCGCCAGGUGUUCGAGCCGCUCGGAGUGCCAGAGACGUACGAGUUCCUGUCGCAGUCCGGGUGCCCCGAGGAUACCAUGGAGGAGGUGGACCAGCGCGUCUUCAAGGUCGACCUGGAGAGGCGGCCGCUGCCAGAGGUCGUCGCGCGGGCUAAGGAGCUGCACUUGCCCAUCGUCUUCGAGAUAUGCAUUAUCCUGCCGGAGACGAUAGUUCCGCUGGCCGCCGAAGUGCGGCGCCACUUCCGGUACCAGCCGAGGCUGCGCAAGUACGCUGACAACAAGCUGCGCUCGCUCAGGAGGAGCGUCGUCAAGGCCAAUCCCGACGUCAAGGAGGUGGUGUUUGCGGGCGUGCACGUGCGGCGCACCGACUACGCGGACCAGCUGCAAUUGCUCUACAACACGGACCAGCAGGCGGACGAGCGCUACUACGGCCGUGCCGCCCUGUGGCUCCAGUCCACGGUGGUGCCGCCGGGUGGAGAGCUGGUGCUGGUGGUGGCGUCGGACGACCCCGACUGGGUGCAGGACGUGCUGCUGCCCCACCUGCGAGGCCUGGGCCUGCGCCACAGCUUCCUGGCAGGUGACGGCAUGCUGGAGGAGCCGGAGCGCGACCUGGUGCUACUGUCUGCCUGCAACCAUUCCAUCUUCGCCUACGGCACUUUCGGUCUCUGGUCGGCGCUGAUGACCGGCGGCCGCGCUGCCGUCUACCAUCUGAACGAAGGAGACGCCGUGUCGCCCGCCAUGCAGUUUGCACAGCACAUUCCUGGCUGGGUCGCCAUUUCACAGUGAGGAUCCCAAGAUGGCAGCCCUCACGGAUGGUUGGCAUGCCACCGCUAGAUCCACAACUGCACCAUCUCGCCUGUCAUACAGUUCUCCAAGCAUACGCUGGGCUGGGUUGCUGUCUCGUACUGAGAAAACCAGUGCAGCGUCUCUGACAGACAGUGGGUCCAUAGCCCUCUACAACCCGACACAUAGUUUGUGCAGCAUGUCCGUGUCCCUUAUUAGGUCGCCAUCUUCCACUGAGGUUCCCAAGAUGGAGGCCCUCAUGGUCAACCACAGAAACACCUUCAUGUAGUACAUGCAGCACAUUCCUGGUAGGAUUGCCAUUGAGGAACGAAAGAUGGCUGCCAAAUGGGUAGUCCAUUGUUGCACAGUACUGCCUCGGGUGAGACGUGACCCUUACGAUCGUGAGACUCUGAAGAUGAUGCAGUCUCGUGCUCCAGUUUAUAUGGCAGUGACAAGUAAACACAAGUGCAGAUAUUACAGCUAAAGUGCAAUGCCGCAUUUACAUCACCAUUCUACGACUCAGCUUUUCUCUCUGUGUUGCAACCACCUGAUGUAUUAUUGUUUCACACUUGCUAAAAUAGUCCAGGCUUUUGUGCUGUGAUCAAACGAAUUUUUUCGAGAAAUUCAUUCAAACAGGGAACCCCACAAUACUUUACUAUGUGUGACAUUUUAACCGUGAAAGUUUAAAUUGUACGAUGUUUGUUGUUUAUAUAUUGAAAUGUUUCAUAACUAUUUUUUUAUUUUCACCAUAAGGAAAACUAUGGCCAUUUUGAAGACUCAUUCUUUUCUCUGACACGUUCAACAGUAAUUUUACUGCUGUGAAGCGAAACGUACACCUUCUCAAAUGUGGAUCACCACAGUAUUUUCUAUUUAUGGUGCUAUUGGUAUACCACUGCUUUUUUCUGAGGUGAGAGCAGAUUUACUGACCUGUUAGCAAUGGGAUGUACAGUUUGAUGCUUGGCCUUUUUACAUACACACAACAUUGUCAGAGGUGAAGGUAGUUCUAAAUUUCAGAUAAAUGGUUGGUUAACCGGAAAUAGGCAAGUUUAAUUAUUAUUUGUAGCUCGCCUGAGCAAAGUGUGCGCAUAGGAUCAGGGCAGCAAUGUACUGUUUUUUGAUCCAAAAGAACUUCUUUUGCAGUGGCGUUCGACUUAGAGGUAGCCUGUUCGAAUCUUAGUAGUGAAGAACUUUUCACUGCCAGUAUUUGGCGUAAGGUAACCAAACCUCAGACUCUAUUCUAUAGGCAUAAAAUAAAUUCUGUACUAUGUUGUCUCGUGAGAAAGUAACCUCCAUGGUACUAGUCAACAGGAACAGGAUGUGUACUGGCACCACAUCUCAAAUUGUCCAUUCUCCCAUCAUCAUACAACAGCAUCACGGCACUACACCAUAUGCGUAUUCAUAGCCAGCACUAGGGACAGUUAGAAUUUAGAAGUUUAUGUGCAAGUAGCCCAAAUCGUACGAAUCAGAGAUGGCUUGCACCAGAAUAAGAUCAUCACCACCAUUCUUUCAUCCGUGGCUCUGGGGUCCCAAGUUCGAUUCCCAGCUGGGUCAGAGAAUUUCUCCACUGAAGGACUGAGAGUAGUGAUGUUAUCAUUUCAUUAUCAUCGAAGUGCAAGUCGCCGACGUGGCAUCAAACAGGACAACUUGCUGUAGCUGGCUGAACUACCCCAAACAAGGGUUUUCUGGCCAAUAAUGCGAUGUGAUAAUUUUUCAUCAUUCUUUCAUGAGAAAUGACUGCAGAAAAUCAGGGAAAGUGAAAAUCGCAACAGAAAGUAUGUUUUGCAAUCUCUGUUAUUCUACUCUCUGAAGAAGGAAUAUUCCAGGCUCAAAUUGGGUUUGCUUUGGGUAUAGAAUCGAAACAACCUCACCUCGCUUCAGACACUAGAAAGAGUUGCUAUCAUAAGCAAGGCAACGCCCUGUCUAUUUGUAGUCUCUUAGACAGUA